CACAAAUCAUCUUGCAAGAGACCAUCGCACUCAUAGUUGAUUCGGACGAGUCUGGAGUCUAUGGGCAGCCGUAGCUCGGUCCAGAGCAGGAGCUGAUAGCCAAGGAGAGGACUAUGUGGACUAUGGCUCCUGGGCUUCAGGCAGCGUGCGUCCUCCUCCUCAUGACCCCGGUCCUCCUCAGCCCGGCUGCCGUCGAUCAGGACGAUGACCUGGAAGGUGACAACACGCUGGGGCUAGGCACCAAUGACAUGGACUUUGACGACUACCGAGGCAAAGGCUGCGUGGACGACAGUGGUUUUGUGUACAAACUGGGUGAGCGCUUUUUCCCGGGCCAUUCGAACUGCCCGUGCGUGUGCACAGAGGACGGCCCAGUGUGCGACCAGCCGGAGUGUCCCAAAAUCCACCCCAAGUGCAGUAAGGUCGAGCACAACGGCUGCUGUCCCGAAUGUAAAGAAGUGAAAAACUUUUGUGAAUACCGUGCAAAAACCUACAAAGUGCUGGAAGAAUUCAAGCCGUCUCCCUGUGAGUGGUGCCGGUGUGAAGCCAGCAGCGAGGUGCACUGUGUGGUCGCUGAUUGUGCCGUCCCGGAGUGCGUCAACCCAGUCUACGAGCCCGAGCAGUGCUGCCCCGUGUGCAAGAACGGUCCCAACUGUUUUGCAGGCUCUACAAUAAUCCCAGCAGGGAAGGAAGUGAAAGUGGACGACUGCACCAUAUGCUACUGCUCUCAAAAUGGGGACUGGUGGAAGACAGAACGACAAGCUACGUGUGUCAAACGCGAAUGUGAACGCCUGUGA
Molecule: messenger RNA, 794 nt
Organism: Carcharodon carcharias (great white shark)
Lineage: Eukaryota; Metazoa; Chordata; Chondrichthyes; Lamniformes; Lamnidae
Gene: vwc2l
Product: von Willebrand factor C domain containing 2 like
Exons: 4
Coding region: 114-794 (226 amino acids)
Biological process (GO): negative regulation of BMP signaling pathway
Cellular component (GO): AMPA glutamate receptor complex
Molecular function (GO): protein binding
Source: RefSeq, a predicted model, not a curated record